Messenger RNA from Spodoptera littoralis (African cotton leafworm), 2760 nucleotides. Lineage: Eukaryota; Metazoa; Arthropoda; Insecta; Lepidoptera; Noctuidae. The record is from the annotation of a GenBank genome assembly.
AUGCCUAAAUCUGGGAAAAAGCGUGCACAAAAGAAAGCUGGUAAGGGCACCGAUAAUGCUGGUCCAUCUUCACCCAGACCUGAAGACCCGAUAUCUCCUACUUCUCCACAGUCCCCCCAAACCCCACAAUCCCCAACAUCCCCAACAGCCUGGAAUCCUCGCACUGUCCAAGGUAGUAAAUCAAUUCCUAAAGAAUCCACUAGUAGAGCACAACCAGUCUCCUCUUCCCCACAAUCCCCAACAUCGCCAACAUCCCCAGCGCCCGGUGGCUCUUACGCUGCACAAGAACGCAGAGGAUCUACGAAACACACUGUUGAAAUACAAAGACAAUUGCAAAGAAUGGAUAUAGAUAAACCGUCGUCGUCACAGUCAAAUGUUUCGAGUAAACCGGGCCCCUCGUCAUCAGGGCGAGGAUGCAGGACGCGCAUGGAGACGGAAACUGAACAAGCGCACGCACUGCGAACGCGGCCAAGUACACUAUUAUCGAAAAAAGGUACCACUGGCACCCCGGUUAAUUUGAUAGCAAAUUACUUUGCCGUUGAAACUACGCCUCACUUUCGAAUGUAUCAGUACCACGUGGACUUUUCACCUGAUGAAGACAAUACUUCUGUCCGUAAAAGCCUCGUGCGCGUCCACCAGAGAGUUUUAGGCUGGCACGUGUUCGAUGGGUCGGUGAUAUAUAGUAUGACCCGAUUGCAUCCCGAUCCGAUCCAGUUUUACUCUGAUAGAAAAUCUGACAAGCAAAAGAUGGUGAUAACGGUGAAGUUGAUAGGUGACGUCGCUCCUGGUGAUUACCAUUAUAUUCAGAUAUUUAAUCUGAUACUAAGGAAAUGCUUUUCGGCAAUGCGCCUGCAAUUAAUGGGCCGCGACUAUUUUGACCCAACAGCAAAGAUCGAUAUUCCUGAAUUUCGCCUGCAAAUUUGGCCCGGAUAUAAAACCACAAUUAACCAACACGAAGACAAAUUAUUGAUGGUCGCUAUGAUUACACACAAAGUUCUUCGGUUGGACACCGUACUCCAAAUGCUAAAAACUUAUACUUCGACAAAAGGUGCAGCAUAUAAAAAAUGUUUUCUGGAAGAUAUUGUGGGAAAAAUUGUUAUGACAACGUAUAACAAGAAAACUUACAGAGUAGAUGAUGUAUCAUGGCAGGCGACACCUAAAUCUACAUUCAACUUAAGAAAUGAAAAAAUUACAUAUAUAGACUACUAUAAAAAGAAAUAUGAAAUUAACAUCCGUGACGUCGACCAGCCUUUACUUAUAUCCAGAUCAAAGCCACGUGAGAUUCGCGCCGGGAUGCCUGAACUGGUGUAUCUAGUGCCCGAACUGUGCCGGCAGACAGGAUUGACAGACCAAAUGCGUAACGACUUUAAACUGAUGAAGGCCCUUGAUGCACACACUAAAAUCGGCCCCGACGUCCGUGUUAACAAAUUGCUACAAUUUAACAGAAAUUUGACCCAAAAUCAGCGAGUUAUAAAGGAGCUGAGUACCUCCCACCUUACCUUUGCUAAACAACUGAUGAAGGUUAAAGGACGUCAAUUACCCACUGAAAAUAUUAUUCAAGGAAAUGACUGCCGUUAUCCAGCAGGUGAUACACCAGAGGGAUGGACGCGAGAUAUUCGAUCAAAACCCUUGCUGCGUAUUAGCCAAGUUUCAUCAUGGGUAGUGAUAACCCCUGACAAGAUUCGACGUGAAACUGAAGCCUUCCUAGAUAUGGUAUUAAAGGCGGCGAGAGAUGUAAAAUUCAUGCUAUCCAAACCUGAAAUCGUAACAAUACAGUACGACGGCGCUAUAGAUUACGCUCGAACAUUGGAUGCCGUUAUAGCCCGCAGAAAUCCUGCGUUGGUUUUCUGCGCGCUCAUGCGUAAGUUAACGGAUCGCUACGAAGCUAUUAAAAAGAAGUGUCUUAUUGACCGUGCCAUCCCUAGUCAAGUUGUGACCGCGCGGAACAUGACAUCCAACUCCGCUAUGUCAGUUGCCGCUAAGGUGGCACUGCAAAUGAACUGCAAGCUCGGGGGCGCGCCGUGGAGAGUAGAGAUACCCCUCCAAAACAUAUUAGUCGUGGGCUAUGACGUGUGUCAUGACACUAAAAACAAACAAAAAAGUUUCGGUGGAUAUAUUGCUUCGUUAGAUAGAUAUAUGACGCGCUACUACUCCGCUGUCAACUCGCACACCUCUGGCGAAGAAUUAAGCAACCACAUGGGCUUCAAUACAGCCACAGCCGUAAAAAAGUAUAGAGAUGUGAACGGCAUGUUGCCGCAAAGGAUUUUUAUAUAUCGUGAUGGCGUGGGUGAUGGACAAAUUCCUUAUGUAAACACACACGAGGUGGCUGAAAUAGAGAAGGCACUUCGUAUGUUGUAUGGCUCGGAUGACUAUAAAAUGUCGUUCACAAUUGUGUCAAAGAGGAUAAACGCGCGGUUUUUCCUAGAACAAGGAAGCAAAUGCGUAAACCCACGACCAGGGACUGUUGUUGACGACGUUGUUACUCUACCCGAGCGAUACGACUUUUUUUUGAUUUCACAAAAUGUGCGAGAUGGAACCAUAACUCCUACAUCGUAUAACGUAAUUGCGGAUACAACAGGACUGCAUCCUGACAGGAUGCAAUGGUUGACGUACAAGAUGACGCACAUGUACUACAACUGCUCCGCACAAGUCCGUGUCCCAGCCGUGUGCCAGUACGCGCAUAAGCUGGCGUUCUUGGCAGCAAACACUCUCCACAGCCCGCCACACAAUUCACUUACAGAUACCCUGUAUUUCCUAUAA